GGUCUGAGGAGCUAAAAAAGGAAUAUUCCAAAUCUAGGGUUUGGUGGAGCUGCAUAAAUACCACUGUCUCUCAUCUCUUACUUUCCUCUCCCUCUCGCGUUUAGGUUCGGUGCCCACUCUCCGCGCGUUGCUCUUGCGGCCUCUCUCGCACUCUGACCUUCGGAGAUUUAUCAUUAUCAUCGUCAAUGGCCGUCACCUUCUCAGAUCUCCACACAGAGGCGGGCCUCAAGUCUCUUGAAGAGUACCUCGCAGGCAAAACCUAUGUCUCUGGGGGUCAUCUCACGAAGGAUGAUAUAAAGGUUUACGCAGCUGUGUUGCAGAAACCUGGGGAUGCUUUCCCCAGUGUCAGCCGGUGGUACGACUGCGUUUCAACGCAUCUAGCUUCGAGCUUCCCCGGAAAGGCUGUUGGGGUUAGAGUGGGAGGCCAAGCUGGACCAGUUGAAGCUGCUCCAGCUCAAGCAGCUAAGGAUGCUCCUGCAGAUGAUGAUGACGACCUUGAUCUCUUUGGAGAUGAGACAGAAGAGGAAAAGAAGGCAGCAGAAGAGCGGGAGGCAUCUAUUAAAGCAUCCUCCAAGAAGAAAGAGAGCGGUAAGUCGUCUGUUCUUAUGGAUGUGAAGCCAUGGGAUGACGAGACCGACAUGAAGAAGCUGGAAGAGGCUGUCCGCAGUGUUGAAAUGCCCGGUCUCUUGUGGGGAGCAUCAAAACUGGCUCCGGUUGGUUACGGGAUAAAGAAACUGCAGAUAAUGCUAACCAUUGUUGAUGAUCUCGUGUCAGUGGAUGGCCUAAUAGAGGACUAUCUCUUGGCUGAGCCUGCCAACGAGUAUAUUCAGAGCUGUGACAUUGUUGCUUUCAACAAGAUUUGAGCCAUUUCAACUGCUGCAUUAUCCAUUUACCUGCAGUGUUCUAGUUAAUCGUGUUUAGAUGUUAUUCCCUCCUCUCUUCUCCAUCUUCUUUUUUGGGUCUCUCUCUACAUUGUGUUUUUUUUUUUUUUUUUGCUGUGUUCUAUCACAUUUCUCCUUGGUGAGAUACAAUAGGAAGAAAAAUCCCCAGUUGAGGCUGGAAGAGCCUUUGGUGGGUGGGCUCAUGAGGUUGGGAGGCGGACGUAAUUGUACGGCUUUUUAUCAGAGUUUUAAAUUUUAAUUUAUUGUUGCCUGUUUUUUACGUGUUUAA
Molecule: messenger RNA, 1170 nt
Organism: Malania oleifera
Lineage: Eukaryota; Viridiplantae; Streptophyta; Magnoliopsida; Santalales; Ximeniaceae
Product: elongation factor 1-beta 2-like
Exons: 6
Coding region: 186-863 (225 amino acids)
Biological process (GO): translational elongation
Cellular component (GO): eukaryotic translation elongation factor 1 complex; cytosol
Molecular function (GO): translation elongation factor activity; guanyl-nucleotide exchange factor activity
Source: RefSeq, a predicted model, not a curated record